This is a messenger RNA of Racocetra persica, 457 nucleotides long. NCBI's taxonomy places the organism in Eukaryota, Fungi, Glomeromycota, Glomeromycetes, Diversisporales, Gigasporaceae. The record is from the annotation of a GenBank genome assembly.
CCGGAGAGAAGGUUGCGUUUGUAAGAGGACGAAUAGCUGGUGAAAAAGAUCCUGAUUCAGAUAAAUUAUUGCAAGAUGAAAUAACAUAUAUAAAAAAGGAUGUUAUUGAAGAUAAACACAACGUAGAAUACGGGGAGAACUUUAUAUCAUCAGACAUACAAAGUUCACCAUCCAAGCGAAUCAAAAUUGAAGUUAACUUGAACAAAGAACAAGAUAAUAAUGUUUCAAAUGCUCAAACUCUCCUUCAACCCACGUCAAGUGCACCAUCAUCCAUCUUUUCCGAUGUCAUCGAAUCCAUGUUUGUCCCAGGAUUUAACAGAAAUGUUGUAUGGGCCAUAGAUCUCGUUUUUCUGAUGCUGCUUAUAAUUGAAGGUGUACUUGCAUUAAUGACUGAUUAUAAUGUUUACGUGCUUAUUCACAUGGGGAUCACCUUGGCACUGUUUAUUGCUUUACAAUU